CCCUCAAUCCCCGGAUAAAACGAUCCCUACUUGCUUAUACUACUAUGAUAUUUUUAGGGUUAAAUUAUGCGCUCGCUUUGAGCGCGUCAUAAGCCUCUACUAUACGUUUUACUUUAAUUAAUUAGAUUAUACAUUCUGUGAACUCUGACGUCUUCGAUCAGCUUUGGAAUACUCUUGCUAGAGUUUCUAACAAGAAGAAAUAACUUUCUAGUAUUUCAUUAUACAAAUUGUCCACCGACGCUCCUCAAUUAUGCAAGCAUCUACUAUACGUUAUACUUUAAUUAAUUAUAUAAUACAAUAAUUGCUACAUUGCUCAGAUUAAGAUUUGAUGGAUGCAUGCAGGCUUGGCAAUUAUAGAAUGAAUGUAAAGUGUUAGAAUUGAUGGCGAUUUUCACUUCCUUCGCCUCAAUCUCCAUGUCUUCUUCUUCUUUCUUCAGUUACAUAUAUAUAUUUUAAGCCUUUAUUGAUUGUUGUUUUUCUCUUACAACAUUCAUAUCUGGAUAAAGAAAUAGAUUAGCGUAUGACAUUUAAGUAUGAAAGACCAGUAAAAUUCAUAAUUUUAGGAUAUGAAUUGUCUGUAUCAUAGAGCCAAACAUGAUUUUGAUCAUUGAAUCACAUUUUAUUGAAUUUCUUGUGCUUUUGACUUCAUAUGCAUUAAUUUGAAAAAUUACGACCGAUGGUUUUGAGUAUUUUCUCUUGGAGAAUUCUUGAGUACCUUGGUGUUUGUCAUACCCUCAUUUUGUUAAAUAUUUUGGACCAUUGAAUUAGUAAUAUAUGCAAUGAUUCAAAAUAUUUAACAAAUUGAUAACUUGUUUAGCCCUUAGCCUUUCUAAUUUUGUUUUUGUUUUUCCCUUUAGGGUUAAGUUGGAACAAGAAGAAGCAAAUUUUUUACACCAGGCAAUAAUUAUGCUACUCAUUCCAAUAAGCAAAAAUGUUAACACAAACUAGUAAUUGAAUUGAAAAUAAUAAUAAAAACCUGAUAAGAAGCUAGCUUUCCACACAUUUCGAUUGGACUUACAACUCCAGACACUGUGCACCGUGCCUUCUUUCUCAAUCCCGCAGCGAAAGCAUAUAUCAUCAAUACGUCUCCGUUUUAGGUUUGCACAGCUCCUUCCUUCCAUUGAAGGCCACCGUCAUCCCAUUUGUAUGUCGCCGGAGAAGAAGCCACACUGCACGGUUGCCGCUGACAGUUGUCUUUAACUCCAGUCAUGAGAGCUGAUAUGUAAAUUUUCUUUCCUUUAUUUUGUUUUACUUUUUGUCAACUAUUCUGCUACAACCCAGGUGUAACCCAGUUCUGGUAGAGCAAGUGUGAGUGUUGCUGGAGAGUAGCUUCUGCUGGUUUUCCGGCAACGGUGGCUGUCUUCCACGGGAUCUUUUGUGCUCAUUAUACAUUAAGUAAUAUUCUAUGGGGUUCCCCAGAGCACGCCUCGUCAGAGUUCAAAGUUUGAUGCUACUGCCACUUGGUUUUGUCUAGGCACGCCUCUAGUGGGUUUCACCGUUUCUGUCCUUUUUUAUUUAUUUUUGGUGGCUCUCCAUGACGGUCUGCCCUUGGAGCUUCCUUGGUCCCCUUUCAGAUGCACGGCCCCCAACCUCACCUUCUGUUCAGAAGAUCCAAAAGCCAAAAACAUUUGCUUCUGUUCUUGCGGGCGCCGACGAGAAUAAUUUUACCAUAAGUCAGCUUCCAUCUCCUAUGAUUCGAGGUGACACUGUGUUUGUCAAGAUUAACGAGACGAUCUACCAGGAGCAACUCAAGGCUUGUCGCACCAAUCUUAUUGGGCGUCUUCUUCUUCGGAAGGGUACCAUUCCCCUGAAAACCGAAUUGCUAAAAGCUUCUCUGGAUUCCUUAUGGCAGCCAUUGGGUCCAUGGAGACUAGUUCCCAUUGGCAAAGGAUACUAUGACCUCCAUUUUAAUUCUGAAGAGGACCUACGCAAGGCUUGGGGUGGUGGCACCUGCACUCUAGACUCUGGAAUCUUUAGGUUGUCGCAAUGGCAGCCGGACUUUAAGCCUGGGGAUGUUUUUCCUCAAACCCAUGCUCAUAUAUGGAUAAGAAUAUCUGGUCUUAGUCAAGAGUACUGGCAUCAGCAACACAUCAUGGAAAUUGCACGGGGUAUUGGCAUUCCAUUACAGAUUGAUGCGGCAACAAAGGAGCAACGUUUUGGGUACAUUGGAGUAGAUGAAGAAGAAAUGAGUGUUACGUCCUUAAUUACCUAGAAAUGAUGGAGA
Rosa chinensis is the source of this 2224-nucleotide messenger RNA. RefSeq lists its product as uncharacterized. Bases 1535 to 2212 code for a protein of 225 amino acids. NCBI's taxonomy places the organism in Eukaryota, Viridiplantae, Streptophyta, Magnoliopsida, Rosales, Rosaceae. The record is from RefSeq and is a predicted model, not a curated record. The transcript has 2 exons.